AUGCCCGGCCUCCCCGCUGCCCACCACCACCCCCGCCACCCCCACCUCCUCCGCCGCCGCCGCCACCUCCACCCCCACUCCCGCUGCCUCCGCCGCCUCCACCUCCACCGCCGCCACCUAAGCCCCCAGUCCCGCCACCACUCCCACCUCCACCCCCACCCCCUCCUCCUCCUCCUCCACCGCCACUACCGCCGCCCCCGCCGCCCCCUCCACCCCCCUUGCCCCACUUGCCCUUGCUGUUGCGGCGCUUGCCACUAG
Molecule: messenger RNA, 258 nt
Organism: Closterium sp. Naga37s-1
Lineage: Eukaryota; Viridiplantae; Streptophyta; Zygnematophyceae; Desmidiales; Closteriaceae
Source: the annotation of a GenBank genome assembly